Diospyros lotus (date-plum) is the source of this 2026-nucleotide messenger RNA. RefSeq names its product DNA topoisomerase 6 subunit A. Gene Ontology annotation, biological process: meiotic DNA double-strand break formation; reciprocal meiotic recombination; DNA topological change. Gene Ontology annotation, molecular function: ATP binding; DNA binding; DNA topoisomerase type II (double strand cut, ATP-hydrolyzing) activity. The record is from RefSeq and is a predicted model, not a curated record. Gene Ontology annotation, cellular component: nuclear chromosome. NCBI's taxonomy places the organism in Eukaryota, Viridiplantae, Streptophyta, Magnoliopsida, Ericales, Ebenaceae. The transcript has a single exon. The coding region runs from base 151 to 1455 and encodes 434 amino acids.
GGGAGAGAGUUUUCUCCCGUCUCAUCCUGACAUUCACACUCCCUCCCCGCCUCUCUGUAAACCCUAGUUCCGAAACAGAGAAACUACCCAAAUCAACUCCCAUUUCCCGCCUCAAGUCACCCGCUCUCUCUCUCUCUCUCUCUCUCUCCAAUGGCACCAGACAAGAAGAAGAAGCGUCGCCGUAACGAUGACUCCUCCGACUCCGAUUCCGAGGCCCCCGCCGCCAGGUCGUCGUCUCUCCCAUUCAAGAAACAACUCAAGUCCGACGCCACCAUUCUCUCUUCCCUCAAGUCCCUGACCGCCAAAACCGCCCCCUCCACUUCAACCUCAUCCUCCUCCAAAGCGCUAACCCUAGCCGACCUCUCCCUCGCCGCCGCCUGCCGCGAGGUCGCCGAUCUCCCUCUCUCCGCCGUCCAGUCCUCCAUCGAGUCCCUCAUCCUCUCCCUCGCCCACUCCAUCCUCUCCGGCAACGGCUUCUCCUUCUCCGUCCCCUCCCGCUCCUCCGCCAACCAGCUCUACGUCCCGGAGCUCGACCGUAUCGUUCUCAAGGACAAAUCCUCGCUCCGCCCCUACGCCUCCGUCGCCACCGUCCGGAAAACCACCAUCACCGCCCGCAUCCUCCAACUCGUUCACCAGCUCUGCCUCAAGAGCAUCCACGUCACUAAGCGUGACCUCUUCUACACCGACGUCAAGCUCUUCCAGGACCAGACUCAAUCCGACGCCGUACUCGACGAUGUCUCCUGCAUCCUCGGCUGCACGCGGUCCAGUCUUAACGUUAUCGCCGCCGAGAAAGGCGUCGUCGUCGGCCGCCUCAUUUUCAGCGACAACGGCGAUAUGAUCGAUUGCACCAAAAUGGGGAUGGGCGGGAAGGCAAUCCCGCCCAACAUUGACCGCGUCGGUGAUAUGCAGAGCGAUGCUGUGUUCAUAUUGCUGGUGGAGAAAGAUGCGGCCUAUAUGAGGCUGGCGGAGGAUCGAUUCUACAACCGAUUUCCGUGCAUAAUCGUGACGGCCAAAGGGCAACCAGAUGUGGCAACGAGACUGUUCUUAAGGAAGAUGAAGAUGGAGUUGAAAUUGCCAGUAUUGGCGCUUGUGGACAGUGAUCCUUAUGGGCUAAAGAUACUGUCAGUUUAUGGCUGUGGAUCGAAGAACAUGUCCUAUGACAGUGCGAAUUUAACAACGCCAGAUAUCAAAUGGUUGGGAAUUAGGCCAAGUGAUUUGGACAAGUACAAGAUACCAGAGCAGUGCAGGUUGCCGAUGACAGAGCAGGAUAUUAAGACCGGGAAAGACUUGUUGGAGGAGGAUUUUGUGAAGAAGAAUCCGGGAUGGGUCGAGGAGCUGAGUUUGAUGGUGAAGACAAAGCAGAAGGCGGAAAUUCAGGCGCUCAGCUCGUUCGGGUUUCAGUACCUGUCAGAGGUUUACUUGCCAUUGAAGCUGCAGCAGAAGGAUUGGCUUUGAGAGCUGUUCAUGUGUAAGAGUAAAAUUAAGAGGGCACGGCAAUGGUAAUUCUUGCAUUUCCUGUUCUCUGCUGGGAAGUUUGUUGCGUAGUGCUGAAACUUCACUGUGUUCGGGUUCAAUGUCGCGAUGGCAAUUGAAUUUCAAUGGAUGAUGGUAAGCCAUAUGGUUGCAUUGAACUAAAUAAAGUUUAUGCUACGGAGUAAGUUGUGCUCAAUUUAAGCUUGUGAUUUGCAGUAUGGUGGAAAUGUUCUUUGAUUGAUCCCUUGUUUUGACAGUGUGUUGUGUUGUGGGUGGGGGAGAGGGGAUGGCAUGGCGAUAGAGAGACAAUAGUAAUUAGGAUGCUUAAUUAGGAUGCUCCCGAAAUCUUAGUAGACUCCGAACCAAUCUAAACCAAUGUGAUUAGUUUAAUGUUAUUCGAAUUAUUUUCCUACUCGGUUCAUUUUCGAUUUCAUUGUUUCUUAAAACUGAUUGACGUUCGGACGGACGGACUUAGACCAUUAGACUCACAAACUUAACCCAAGUUAUUGUAUACAAUAUCAAGAUUUUAGUGUUUAUUAAUAUGUUUUUUUGC